Molecule: messenger RNA, 738 nt
Organism: Alternaria postmessia
Lineage: Eukaryota; Fungi; Ascomycota; Dothideomycetes; Pleosporales; Pleosporaceae
Exons: 1
Coding region: 1-738 (245 amino acids)
Biological process (GO): protein deubiquitination; ubiquitin-dependent protein catabolic process
Cellular component (GO): cytoplasm
Molecular function (GO): cysteine-type deubiquitinase activity
Source: RefSeq, a predicted model, not a curated record
AUGACGCCAAAAAAGAUGUUUACUGUUCUUGAGAACAACCCAGAAGUCAUGAACUCCUUGGCUCAAAACCUCGGUCUGGACACGAAUGCGCUCUCUUUCUACGAUGUCUACUCACUUACUGAUCCGGACAUGCUGGCUUUCAUCCCGCGACCAGCCAUAGCACUACUCGUUAUCAUACCUCUGACGCCUACAUGGGAUGAGGCGCGAACGGUAGAAGACAGAGACAAAUCUGAGUAUGAGGGCAAGGGCGACACAGAACCCGUCAUAUGGUUCAAGCAAACUAUAGGCAACGCUUGCGGAAGCAUAGGCUUGGUGCACUGUCUCCUCAACAGCGAAGCUGCACAGCACAUCCAGCCAUCCUCGACCCUCGCUAAGAUCCGCGAUGAUGCGCUACCAAAACCCAUCUGGCAGCGGGCGAAAUUGCUCGAAGACUCUGACGCAUUUGAGAAGGCUCACGCAGACGCAGCAAAACUUGGAGACACAGAAGCACCUGUAGCAAUAGAGGAGUAUCAUCUCGGUCAGCAUUUCGUGGCGUUCGUCAAAGCAAAAGAUGGCCACUUGUGGGAACUCGAAGGUGGUCGUAUGGGUCCACUCGACCGAGGUGUGCUCAACGAGGAUGAGGAUGUGCUUAGUCCUGCGGCGCUGGAGAAGGGCAUUGGACGUCUGAUGAGGAUCGAGUCUGAGAAAGGUGGCGACCUGAGGUUCUCUGCAAUCGCGCUGGCUCCGGCGAUGAAAUGA